Messenger RNA from Oryzias melastigma (Indian medaka), 1342 nucleotides. It is a transcript of the gene timm17a, whose product is annotated as translocase of inner mitochondrial membrane 17 homolog A (yeast). The record is from RefSeq and is a predicted model, not a curated record. Gene Ontology annotation, cellular component: TIM23 mitochondrial import inner membrane translocase complex; mitochondrial inner membrane. Gene Ontology annotation, molecular function: transmembrane protein transporter activity. NCBI's taxonomy places the organism in Eukaryota, Metazoa, Chordata, Actinopteri, Beloniformes, Adrianichthyidae. The transcript is spliced from 6 exons. Gene Ontology annotation, biological process: protein import into mitochondrial matrix. Bases 125 to 631 code for a protein of 168 amino acids.
UGUAAUUACACGUUUGCUCGAUAGAUGGCGGUAGCCCUUACUGUCAACCACUGGUUUCCGUUCUGUUGCGUAAAGAAGAAGAGGUUACGUCAGGACGUUUAGGGGAACACACUGAAGGAACAAAAUGGAGGAAUAUGCGAGAGAGCCAUGCCCCUGGAGGAUUGUGGAUGACUGUGGUGGAGCAUUCACCAUGGGAGCUAUUGGAGGAGGGAUAUUCCAGGCGGUGAAGGGCUUCAGAAAUGCACCCUCGGGAAUGAGCCACAGAAUGAGAGGUAGUUUGACUGCCAUAAAGACCAGAGCCCCACAACUGGGAGGUAGCUUUGCGGUGUGGGGCGGCCUCUUUUCCAUGAUUGACUGCGGUUUAGUAAAAGUGCGAGGGAAAGAAGACCCCUGGAAUUCAAUAACAAGUGGUGCCAUGACUGGUGCUAUUCUCGCUGCAAGAAAUGGGCCUGUAGCAAUGGUUGGCUCUGCUGCUAUGGGUGGUAUUCUGCUGGCAUUGAUAGAGGGCGCUGGAAUCUUGCUUACAAGGUUUGCGUCCUCACAAUUCCCAACUGGACCCCAAUUUGCAGAGGAACCUGGCCCCGCCCCAAUGCCUUCCCCUCCCUUUGGAGACUACAGACAAUAUCAGUGAGAGGACGCCACAUCCCAUGAUCCACUAGGCCUUUUGGAAUUCCUUGCUGAAGUUAUUGGGAAGGAGUGGAGGUGCAGACUACCGAUUACAUCGCACUGGAGAAACAAGUUUACCAGCUGACUACAUCAGAGACGUGAUGGAUGGAAUUCAUCUUCAUUUCCCCUUCAAGAACCAUGUGCAGAUCUGCCUUUUUACCAUUCUCAGCCUUGUCAUGUGCAUCUGUGACACCCCACACUGGUUCAUAACACACGAGUGGAGAGUUCUGAGACAUUUGUGGGCUUGUGAGGCCCAAACCAGACGGUCGGAGUGUUGAAUCUUAGAGAGAAAAAAUAUGAGGUAUGAUAAGUGAUGAAUUUGUAUAUAAAGUAAAGGUUCUUAUCACAUAUGUUAGUCCUCAUUUUCUGCCAGCUUGUGCUGGCCAUCAGCACUUGCCUGGCCUUUUAUUUGAUUUUCACUCAGACGUCUGUCCGAUAUGCCAUUCCUAGAGCGCUAGUUUGUUUUAAAGUGAUUUAUUUAUUUAUAGAGUUAAAUCAUAUUAUAUGCAACAUUGAUUUUUACAUUCAACAUAUAGAUGGGGGGGAAACAGCUAAUGACCGGCUAGUUCAGGCAGAUACAAUAAAAUGGUAAAACUCAAGCAAGGGAUUGAUGCAUUUUGUUUCAAAUCUGUGUAACAGAUUGUUCUAUGGUAAAAUAAAAAAAUGCGACGUGAAA